AUGUUCAAUAGGGCCAUUGAUAGUGAUAUGUGGCCUGAUGACGUAAAUAGUCGUGAGUGGAUUGCCAGACCUCGGCGACAGAAGCAGAGACCUGAUGGUGGCUACUGGGCAGGGGACCAAGAGGAUAGGAUCCCCCCACGUUUCAGAGGUCGUUCCACCUACGGUUCUAGCAGUAACGUAAAUCGACAUAGAUUUGAUGAAAAUCGCAAUCGUGAUGUAAAGCGGGACCACGAAGAUGAUGACAAUGAUGAUUUCGACAAAAGACGACAUUUCGAUGAUGACUACGUGUAUGAUGAGAGAAAAAACAAUGAUGAUCGCGAUGAUAGACAAUACUAUGAUGAAAAUGACUAUGAUGAAAGGUUUAUCAAUUAUAACCAGAACAACGGCAACGCCAAAGCGUAG
Owenia fusiformis is the source of this 402-nucleotide messenger RNA. The record is from the annotation of a GenBank genome assembly. Lineage: Eukaryota; Metazoa; Annelida; Polychaeta; Sabellida; Oweniidae.